GUUGACAAACAGUAGUUACACCACUUAUUCAUUCGUGCUAGCCGAGGGACCGUCAUGAUUUGGACAAUCAUUCUGCUACUCAACGGGAUACUGUUCUUUUAUUUCCUCUCUAAUAGGACGCGGUCCAAGAGAGAACCACCUUUGGACAAAGGAGUUAUCCCAUGGUUGGGGCAUGCGCUGGAUUUUGGAAAGGAUGCUGCGAAAUUUUUAACAAGAAUGAAACAGAAACAUGGAGACAUAUUUACGGUUCGUGUGGCUGGACGUUAUGUUACCGUUUUACUGGAUCCCAAUUCCUAUGAUGCUGUAUUUCAGGACACAGCAUCUCUAGACUUUUCACGAUAUGCUCAGGUGCUGAUGGACCGGAUUUUUAAUUUGAAGCUUCCAAGUUACAAACCUGACACAGAGAAGGCUAUAAUGAGAAGACAUUUCCAGGGCGAGAGCCUGUUAUGCUUGAACCACGUCAUGGAGAAGCACCUGCGAACACUGCUAACACUGGAGACAGAGGACCUAAACCAGUCUGACUGGAAACAAGACGGGCUCUUCCACUUCUGCUACAGCAUGAUGUUUAGGGCUGGAUAUCUCACACUCUUUGGUGGAGAAAAGAACAACAAUUGCGCUGAUGCCGCCAACGUUUAUUCGGAGUACCACAAAUUUGAUGGCCUCUUGAUGAAGAUGGCUCGCAGCACUCUAAAGUCUGGGGAGAAGCAGACCACAGGCUUGGCGAAGCAGAGGUUGUGGGAGUUACUGGCACAGGCUGGAUUGAGGCAGGAGUCCAGUUUGUGGCUGCAGAAUUAUAGACAUCACUUGCAGGCAGAGGGCGCUGAUGAGGAGACACAGAGAAAGGCCAUGCUACUACAGCUUUGGGCCACACAGGGUAAUGUGGGCCCUGCUGCAUUCUGGCUCCUGGCCUUCCUGCUGACCCACUCAGAGGCCAUGAGGGCAGUGAGAAAGGAGUUUAAUAGUGUCACAGUGCCUGGAACCAAUACACUCAACCCCCAGGACCAGACACCUGUUUUUGACAGUGUGCUGGAAGAGACUCUCCGCCUGACCGCUGCCCCUUUCAUCACUCGCGAGGUCCUGCAGAACAAGACACUGUGCAUGGCAGAUGGACAAGAAUACGACCUGAGGAAGGGUGACCGUCUCUGUCUGUUCCCUUUCAUAAGUCCACAGAUGGAUCCAGAAAUACAUUUUGAACCCGAGAAAUUCAAGUAUGACAGGUUUCUUAAGGCAGAUGGAACAGUGAAAAAAGACUUCUUUAAAGGUGGGAGGAGACUGAAGUAUUAUACCAUGCCUUGGGGAGCAGGGACUAAUGCGUGUGUGGGAAAGCCAUUUGCCAUCCAGUCCAUCAGACAGUUUGUGUUUCUGGUUCUGUUCCAUCUGGACAUUGAGCUUCAUGACCGUGAAGCUCAGGUGCCUGAAGUGGAUGUCAGUCGCUAUGGUUUUGGAAUGCUACAGCCAAACAAGGAGCUUCAAAUCCAAUACAAACGCAGAGACCAGCCUUUUUUCCAACCCAGAUAA
Ictalurus furcatus (blue catfish) is the source of this 1518-nucleotide messenger RNA. Its product is annotated as prostacyclin synthase-like. Gene Ontology annotation, molecular function: monooxygenase activity; prostaglandin-I synthase activity; iron ion binding. The coding region runs from base 55 to 1518 and encodes 487 amino acids. The record is from RefSeq and is a predicted model, not a curated record. NCBI's taxonomy places the organism in Eukaryota, Metazoa, Chordata, Actinopteri, Siluriformes, Ictaluridae. Gene Ontology annotation, biological process: prostaglandin biosynthetic process. The transcript is spliced from 10 exons.